UCGAGUAGAAUGUUUGCAUGGUCGAUGAAAAUCCUACUGCCAUUGGCACUGCUUAACUGCAUCCAUGGACGCGUCCUGAUGAUGCCCAAGUUCUAUGGCCAGGAUAGUGCAGUAAUUGUGGACACGGACAAGUCCAAAUUCAAUCCAAAACUACAGAAUGCGCUCUAUUACAAUAUUCCUGUCUACAAGUUGUUCAAACCGAUGACUACAACAACAACUACAACUACUGCUCCGAUCGGACUGAUUGAGGAGUAUCCAAGUGAUUUGCUUUACAUAGCACGUAAUAAACUGGGCUUAAAGCGGCUGGAGCAGCUGCCGAGCAUCCGGGAACUGGGUGAGCUGCUGGGCACUGGCAACGCGGAGGAUACCAUCAAAUAUAUUCGUGCUCUCACUUCUAAUGAUCAGGGAAUUGCGCUAAUGAAGGCCUAUUUGGGCUCCCUGGACUAUGAUCAAAGUGAGCCCGAGGCGGAGACAAGACCCGAUAUCAAAUUCAAUGAUGAAGACAAUGACACAGAUGCAGACUACGAUGACGAGAUGCCUCUGAAGGAACCAAAGCUGGAAACAACCACAAAGGCAGCGCAGUGGGAGUUGGAGGAGGGCGGUGGCUUAAUGCAGCAUGUAAACGAUUUUAUGAAGCAAUACGGCAUGUGGUCAGAGGAGACCACAACUGUCGCUCCCACACCCGCUCCCGUGGUGUAUAAGCCUCUCUUUGUGGCACCACAGCUGGCAACAGUAAAGCCGCCGCGUCCACUGUUCGCACGACGACCAUGGCCAUCUCAUGUACCUAUUCCAAUGCCAACUAGGGUUCCCAGUACCACAGCAAUUCCACCGACUCCAAAAUCGCCGCAUCUCAAUUCGCCCAAGGUGCCGGCGAAUUCAAUGUCCGGCCACGUGGCGCCGCAUGUUCAGCAGCUGGCACAGAUUGCCAACAUACCGCCAUCGGUGUUGGACACGUUCCUGCAGCAGCAGCCCAAGCUGGCGGAGUUGGCCAGACGCGUCAGUCGAUUGCCGCUGGUGCAGCAACACAGUCGGGCAAUCGAUAGCCAGUUGCUGGUGGCCGUGCAGAAGGCGCUCUCACAGGAUGAAAAUCUGAAGCACUUGCUCAGCGCAUCACAAACAUUGAAAUAAACGCUUAAUACUUAAACUAAUAAUAAAGUUGCUAGUCUUCCUUUAAAUAAACAUUCAUAGCAAGA
This is a messenger RNA of Drosophila innubila, 1193 nucleotides long. RefSeq lists its product as uncharacterized. NCBI's taxonomy places the organism in Eukaryota, Metazoa, Arthropoda, Insecta, Diptera, Drosophilidae. The record is from RefSeq and is a predicted model, not a curated record. Bases 10 to 1128 code for a protein of 372 amino acids. The transcript has a single exon.